AUUCCGGCGUCGGGGUGGAGCUGUGAGUCCUGCGUGGGUCCGGGAGCCGAGGAAGGUUCGGCUCUCAGGUGCUGCCCGCGGGGAGGUCCUGGUGGCGGAGGGCCACGCGGCCCACCCUGCGGCGCCCGACCGCGACUGAGGUCAAGGUGCCGGAGCCUGCUUCGCACAGGCAGGAGCUGGGUUCUUCAGCCGAGACUUGGAGCCUCGGGACUUCUGCACCUGCAGACGUCGGGAGUCCUUGCGCGGUGCCCGGGGCGUCUUAUUAGGCGGAGACAGCUAGUUUCCUGGCCAAGGCGCUCCGGGCGCCUGACGAUGGCGUCGGGCCUGGGCUCCCAAGACAGGGAAGGGCUCCUGAUAGUGAAGCUGGAAGAGGACUGUGCCUGGAGCCAGGAGCUGCCCCCGCCAGACCCAGGGCCCAGUCCGGAGGUCUCCCACUUGCGCUUCAGACGGUUCCGCUUCCAAGAGGCCGCUGGGCCCCGGGAAGCCCUCAGCCGGCUCCAGGAGCUUUGCCACGGGUGGCUGCGGCCUGAGAUGCGCACCAAGGAGCAGAUUCUGGAGCUGCUAGUGUUGGAGCAGUUCCUGACCAUCCUGCCGCAGGAAAUCCAGAGCAGAGUGCAGGAGCUGCAUCCAGAGAGUGGCGAGGAAGCGGUGACCCUUGUGGAGGAUAUGCAGAGAGAGCUUGGAAGACUGAGGCAACAGGUCACAAACCAUGGGCGGGGAACAGAAGUGCUUUUGGAGCCUUUGCCUCUGGAAACAACACGAGAGUCACCGAGCUUCAAGCUGGAGCCUAUGGAGACUGAGCGAAGCCCUGGCCCCAGGCUGCAGGAGCUGCUAGGCCCCAGCCCCAAAAGGGAUCCCCAGGCUGUAAAGGAGAGGGCAGUAUCUGCUCCCUGGCUUUCUCUCUUUGCUGCGGAAGGGAACACGGAAGACAAAGAAAUGACUGGGCCCCAGUUGCCUGAGAGCUUAGAGGACGUGGCUGUGUACAUCUCCCAGGAAGCGUGGGGACAUCAGGAUGCUAGUAGGAGGGCCCUCUCCAGGGACACGGUGCAGGAGAGUUAUGAGAAUGUGGACUCACUGGCAUCUCAGGCUCCCGGUCAGGAGGCCCUGAGCACCCAGGCGGAGCAAGGAAGACAGCCAUGGGAUCCCAGCCUGCAGACCCGCAGGGAGCGCCUGAGUUCCAGAAACCCAGCGCUAGGGGAAGAGAAAUUUGAGAGCCGAGAAAACAGUGCUCAGUCCCUUUCCCCCGAGAGUGUCCACCCUCAGGUGCUGCUGCCUGGCCAAGCCAGAGGGGAGGUGCCCUGGAGUCCUGAGCAGGGAAGGCCUCGGGACAGGGCAGAAGGGCGGUGGGAGCCUCCCCCAGAGGAAGGGAUGGAGCAGUCCUUAGUGGGGGCCACAAGUUGCAGAGAACUCGCACAACCAAAGGAACUGCAGAUGAAGAAGCUCCACUUGUGUCCUUUGUGUGGCAAAAAUUUCUCUAACAACUCAAACCUAAUUAGGCACCAGAGAAUACAUGCAGCAGAAAGACUGUGUGUGGGUGUGAAGUGCAGUGAACUCUUUGGUGGGAACCCGCACUUUUUAUCACUACACAGAGCACACUUGGGAGAGGAGGCCCACAAGUGCCUCGAAUGUGGAAAAAGCUUCAGUCAGAACACCCACCUGACUCGCCAUCAGCGCACCCACACGGGCGAGAAGCCCUAUCAGUGCAGCGUAUGUGGAAAAAGCUUCUCCUGCAACUCCAACCUCCACAGGCACCAGAGAACACACACAGGUGAGAAGCCCUACAAGUGCCCGGAGUGUGGGGAAAUCUUCGCCCACAGCUCCAAUCUCCUCCGGCACCAGAGAAUUCACACGGGCGAGAGGCCUUACAAGUGUGCCGAAUGUGGGAAGAGUUUCUCUCGCAGUUCACACCUUGUCAUACACAAAAGAACUCACGAGAAAGAGAGGCUUUACCCCUUCUCUCAGUGUGGGGAAACAGGGAGCGAUAGCACCCUCUUUCUUACAAACCAUGGAACCCACAAGGCAGAGAAGAAGCUCUUUGAAUGUUUGACUUGUGGGAAAAGCUUCCGGCAGGGCAUGCACCUCACCAGACAUCAGAGAACGCACACGGGAGAGAAGCCGUACAAGUGCACCCUUUGCGGGGAGAACUUCUCUCAUAGAUCCAACUUAAUCAGGCACCAGAGAAUUCACACGGGAGAGAAACCCUAUACCUGUCAUGAGUGUGGGGACAGUUUCUCUCACAGCUCCAAUCGGAUCCGUCAUCUGAGAACCCACACGGGAGAGAGACCUUAUAAGUGCUCUGAAUGCGGAGAAAGCUUUUCCCGAAGUUCACGCCUUACGAGUCAUCAGAGAACUCACACCGGCUAGAAACUGUGGGUGUGGGUUUUUUCCUUGGUUUUGUUUUUUGCCCAGAUAAAAUGGCAUAUUCAGAGGUUUCUGUUAAGA
Messenger RNA from Manis javanica (Malayan pangolin), 2442 nucleotides. It is a transcript of the gene ZNF263, whose product is annotated as zinc finger protein 263. Gene Ontology annotation, molecular function: RNA polymerase II cis-regulatory region sequence-specific DNA binding; DNA-binding transcription factor activity, RNA polymerase II-specific. Gene Ontology annotation, biological process: regulation of transcription by RNA polymerase II. The record is from RefSeq and is a predicted model, not a curated record. NCBI's taxonomy places the organism in Eukaryota, Metazoa, Chordata, Mammalia, Pholidota, Manidae.